Messenger RNA from Neoarius graeffei (lesser salmon catfish), 1652 nucleotides. RefSeq names its product phenazine biosynthesis-like domain-containing protein 1. Gene Ontology annotation, biological process: biosynthetic process. Lineage: Eukaryota; Metazoa; Chordata; Actinopteri; Siluriformes; Ariidae. Gene Ontology annotation, molecular function: isomerase activity. The transcript has 8 exons. Gene Ontology annotation, cellular component: cytoplasm. The coding region runs from base 304 to 1341 and encodes 345 amino acids. The record is from RefSeq and is a predicted model, not a curated record.
CGAAGAGCAGAGGUUACAAUGGAGCGCUGUGUUAGGCAGUGGCACACGGAUAAAAGAAAAUUCAAAUAUAGUUGGCAAGAUUAUUUUUUUUCACGGAAAUCGAUUCCUCGGCAGUGUGCCUUAUCUGUAGACAGAGAGUGGCAGUUUUGAAAGAAUACAACAUCCGUAGACAUUAUGAAACAAAACAUUUAACUCAGUUUGCGAAAUACAGUGGUGAAAUAAGAAAGCAGAAGGCUAGCAAACUGUUAGCCAGGCUCAGUGCCCAACAACGCACAUUACUGCAGCCGUCAUCUGCUCAAGAAAAUGCAACUAAGGCCAGCUAAGAUCAGCGCAAUGAUAGCGAAAUCUGGGAGAUCUUUGUCAUGUGGAGAGUUUGUUAAAAGUUGCCUGACUGUGGCUGCAGAGACUGUGUCCCCGAGCCAGACACGGGCCUUUUCGCAAAUUAGUUUAUCAUGGAACACAGUUACCCGCCGCAUCGAGGACAUGGCUGAGGAUCUCAGAGAACAAAUCGUUGGUAAAGCAUCCAGAUUUACGGCCUUUUCUAUUGCUUGCGAUGAGAGCACCGACAUAUGUGACUAUGCACAAUUGAUGGCGUUUUUGCGCGGAGUCAGUGAGGAUUUUGAAGUGACACAGGAGCUGGCUGGCCUUGAGACACUUUCAGGAGCAAGGUUUGGCUUACGCUGGUUCACCCCUACACAUGAAGUCAACCUUUGUGGCCAUGCAACACUGGCUUCAGCAGCAGUGCUCUUUUACAAGAAAAAAAACCCCAACUCUGUGGUGGCCUUUGAGACUCUGAGUGGAGAGCUGUUGGUGCAUCAGCGCGGUGAAUCACUAGUGAUGGUCUUCCCUCUCAAUAAACCAGAAGUUCAGGACAGAAAGAAUUUUACUGACAUUCUUAAGGCUGCUGUGGGAGAUUUGCCUAUUCAAGAGGUGUGUUACUGUAAGACAACAAAGGAACUGCUAGUGUGUUUGCUUGAUACAUGCGACAGGUCCAUGCUCACUUCCCUGAGGCCGAUGACCGAGUCUCUGCUGAAAAGUGAAGACAGUGGAAGGAUCAAGAGCCUUACCAUCACAGUGAAAGGAGCACCAACGUCACAGCUAGGAUAUGACUUUUACUCCCGUAACUUUGCACCGUGGGUCGGAAUCCCUGAAGAUCCAGUGACUGGCUCUGCACAUACAGUCCUCGCUGCUUACUGGUCUGAGAAACUGGGAAAGAAGAAAAUGUUAGCCUACCAGUGCUCCAAACGUGGUGGAGAACUCGAGCUGGAACUGAGAGGAGACAACAGAGUCGACAUCGCUGGCCGAGCAGUGGUCCUCCUUCAAGGAAUCCUCAAACUUUAGAGAAACUGCUAUAGAGCUCACAAUGAAAAUAUUUAGCCAUACACUGUAUAGUCCACUGUCAAAUUAUUGCAAUCAUAUUCACUGCAGGCUAAUCUAGUAACUAAUCAUAGGAACCAUGUGUGGUGGUGGAAGAACAGUUUAUUUUUCAGAGAAAUCCAAUUCGUUAGUAAUGACAAAAGUUUGUAAUUAGAAACUUUAAUAUCUUUAUUAGAGGAAAACAUACAAAAUCUCACAAAACUAUUUACAUACAAAAUACUUUGAAUAUCUGUUAAAAAAAAUCCUCUUAAUAAAAGCAUAUGAAAACACAAAAA